AGUAGAGUAGACAUUCUGAGGGUGUUUAUAUUUGCAAACUUUUAAAUUUGGUCAAAAGUUAAAUAGUUGGAAAUUCAAUUGGAUCGGAAUUUUCUAGGGUUUAGCCUCGAUUCAACUAAUUGAUUUUCUUCAUCGACGCUUCCCUGCUCAUCGUCUUCAGCUUUCUCUCCGUCGCUUUCCAAGAUGUCAGAAGAAGCACCUUUCUAUCCCAGAGAAAAGCUUGUUGAGAAGCAAAAGUUUUACCAAAGCGUCCACAAGCACACAUACUUGAAAGGUCGUUUUGACAAGAUCACCUCAGUGGCCAUUCCAGCUGCUUUGGCAGCUUCUGCUUUGUUUAUGAUUGGGAGAGGGAUCUACAACAUGUCUCAUGGCGUAGGGAAGAAGGAAUAAAUGGUGGCUUCUGCUCGACCAUUGUUCCUAUGGUGGCUGAAGUUUGAAAGGAGAUAAUUUCGGACCUGUUUGUUCUUUUGUGGAUUUUUAAUUAUCAGUAGCUAAUACUAGUCACUUGGACGCAGACAAUAGAACAUGCCGAUUUAUGGCAUAUGCUAUCAGUACUCCGCAGCAUAACACAUUUUCUCCUCUGUUUAGGGGUUCUGCAUAUUUGUAUUAAACGGUGUUUGUGUGGAAAUAAGCAUGUCAAUUCCUGGCUCUCCUUAACCCUGUAUUAUGUGUUCCCAACCAUAAAUGUUUAAAUAUCCUGCUGAGCUUUUGCCUA
Messenger RNA from Solanum stenotomum, 715 nucleotides. RefSeq lists its product as uncharacterized. Lineage: Eukaryota; Viridiplantae; Streptophyta; Magnoliopsida; Solanales; Solanaceae. The record is from RefSeq and is a predicted model, not a curated record. The transcript is spliced from 3 exons. The coding region runs from base 184 to 390 and encodes 68 amino acids.